AUGUACAACCCUUACCAAGGAGCACCUCCAGGCAUAGCUCCUCCUGGUAUGACGGCCCCCGGAACCACUCCGCCUCCAGGGAUGCAACAGGCGAAUGCUCAGCAACCAGGAAGGCCCGGAGGCUUCCCACAAAACUUCCAACCCCCUCCGAAUAUGCCCAAUAUCAACUUUUCGGCUCCCGUUAUUCGCCUUGGAACGUCCGGUCCACCCAAGUCUGCUACCCCAGAGACCAGCAAGGAGCGCGAGGCACCAGGGAGGCGUGCCGGUCUAGGCUCGUCGAAUCUAGAUUCUCAGCGCCAGAAUGUACGAGAUGCCAUGAUGCAGCUACAGCCCCCGACGAAGGAGGAAAUUGUGAGGACCAUCUUUGUGGGAGGAAUCACCGAGGGCGUUGGCGGCGAUGAGGGGGUGGAAAGAAUCCUUCGAUCGGCUGGCAACCUUAGGCGCUGGAUCCGUGCUACGGAUGCGGAUGAAAAACCGUGCAAGUUCGGUUUCGCAGAGUACGAGGACCCUGAAAGUCUAGGUACUGCCGUGGAAGUACUAAGGGACAUCGAAGUGCCUUUGAAAAGACAGACGCCGUCCGAGGGUAAUGGCAAAGAGAAGCGCGAAGUGGAGAAGAGUACAUUAUUGGUUGUUGUCGAUGAGAGCUCAUUGAGUUACUUGGAGCAAUAUGAAUCCAGCAGAGGCGAUCAAGACCCCGCGGAGAGUCAGUCACGGCUUGAUGCAGCGCGUGCUGCUCUUCAAGGGGUUGUUACCGAGUUGUUCUAUCCUACAUCUCCCACACAAAAAGAAGAGGCUUCGGCAGUUGACCGUGAGGGAGACACCGCGAUGAAAGACAGCGAGGAUCAGGGCGAGCGUGGUUCGGCCGAAGUGGUUACCAUCCCCAUCACGAUUGAAGACGAGUUGUCCGAUAUUCCCCCGGACAUGAGGGAAACUGUGGCGAAAGAAAUAGCAGCAUUCCGUGAGCGCAGCAACCGGAGAGACAUUGAACGUCUCAAGAGGGAAGAGGAGAUCGAAUCUAUGGAACGCGCUCGGAAUGCAGGCUCCCGCAUCAGCCGGCUGGCCUCUCCUCCGCCUACAGCGCCCAGUGGACCCGCGGCUGGUGCAAACGGUGUCCCUCUUGGCCCGCGGGAUCGUAGUAUGCCAAAUGCUCCUUCAGGGCCCAAGGGUUUUGGGGUUCAGAUCCCUAAGGAUUACCAAAAAGGGGUAUCGUUCGUCAAUGGCGGCUCCGUCAAUGGCGCUUCUACGGCCUACAUUGACCGCGAAGGCGAGGAGUCAGACGCGAGCGAUGAAGAGCUAGAGCGCAGACGACAGGAGAAGAAAGAGGCAGAGCAAGAAAAACAAUUCCUUGACCAGGAGCGACGCUGGCUCAACCGUGAACGGAGUAGGACUGCAGCCUUGGAGCGGGAGAAGAAACGGGACAAGGAAGAGGAGUCGAAACUACAGGAAGCGCGCGAGGAGGCAGACAAGCGACUCAGAGAAUGGAACGACGAUGUUGAGGCUAGCCGCAAAGUCGAUGAGUACUAUGCAGACCGGGGAGCAUGGCUACGCAGCCGUGCCGCUUUCCGUACCCGUGAGAUUAGUAUGGAUGAUGCGGAUCGUUCUGCCGAGGAGCGGGAGCGAGCUCGUUCUAUGCAGCAGCGAGAAAAAGCACGCGGCAUGGCCGACGACUUCCUUGCCCGCCAAGCCGAAGAGCUGGAAACUCGCCCGCAAGCCCCGAGAGAGCCCCAGCGUUUCAAGCUCUCCCUUGGUGCUGCCGCCCAGAAGGCUCAAGCCGCUACCUCUCGUCGAACCGUUGCCGAAGUCGAGGGGUUACUGGAAGACGAGGAAGAGCCACAGGCGACGGCAAGACGUCCUCUCAUCCCGAUCAAGUUCGACAGCGCCGCCGAGGCUGCGGGACUUACCGAAGAAGAGCGGACCCAAGCAGCUCGACAGCUGGCGGCGGAGAUCCCGGCCGACAAAGAAGGCUUAUGGAACUGGGAGGUCAAGUGGGAAUUCGUGGACGAGAGUGUGGUCACCGAACAGCUCAAGCCCUUCGUGGAGAAGAAGAUAGUGGAAUAUCUGGGAGUUCAAGAACAGAUGUUGGUGGAUGUGGUGGAAGAACAUGUUCGGAAGCAAGGCAGUCCUCAGGAGCUGGUGGAACAGCUCGAGGAGGCACUCGACGAAGAGGCCGAAGUGUUGGUUCGGAAGCUAUGGCGGAUGAUCAUUUUCUUCUCCGAAAGCGAGAAACGAGGACUUUCUGGGUGA
Aspergillus tanneri is the source of this 2244-nucleotide messenger RNA. RefSeq lists its product as uncharacterized. The coding region runs from base 1 to 2244 and encodes 747 amino acids. The record is from RefSeq and is a predicted model, not a curated record. Gene Ontology annotation, biological process: mRNA processing. Gene Ontology annotation, molecular function: mRNA binding. The transcript is spliced from 5 exons. Gene Ontology annotation, cellular component: spliceosomal complex. NCBI's taxonomy places the organism in Eukaryota, Fungi, Ascomycota, Eurotiomycetes, Eurotiales, Aspergillaceae.